GGCCACAGAGGGCGCUGUAUUCAACUUAAGAUAGGACACAACUGUCGUAAACUGAACUGUCGAGAAACUGAACUUCUGCGUAACGUUACUAAAAAAAGGUCUUGCCGCUCUUUUAUACAAGCUGAGUUUUGGUCGCACACAUGACCAAACGGAGAGCAGAGAACAUUUUGCCUCCCGAAAUCCCUCAUAAAAGAUGUUUUCGUUCUCUCUCCGACAACGACAAACCGGUCGGAGGCGUGAACGUGAUCCAAAACGCAAUUCCAUCCUCGUUAUUAACGCUGGCUGGACAACGCUGCAGGAAAAGACCGAGCUAUCGCGAAGAUUCACUGGAUACAGAUAACCUACCGAGAAAGGUGGCUGCAAACAGGGUUAAUUCAGUGCUGGCAGACAGGAACACGUGCCAGUCUAGAACAUUCGAGGAUGGUGCUGGGAGACCUGUCACGCGACGGUCAUCUCGCGCGCUUCAGACGCACUCAAAUAAACAGACAGACGAAGAAAAUAACAUUACUGCAGGAGACAAGGUGAUGCACACAGAUGAGGACCUCUCUCCGUUCAAUUCCUUCCAGUUCUGGCGGGAUCCACUGCCUGAGUUGGAUCUCGCUCUCCUGGAGACUGAACCCUCAACUGGGUCCCACAUAGCUUCUUCCACCAAAGACUUGGAGGCGAUGGAAACAUGAGGAGAUCCUCAAUGCACUGUGACAUUCUUGUUAAGAUGUUGUCUAGGUGUUGCCAAAUUACCUGACUGGAUAUGAUGAGAUGAUUCCCUCUGGUCUGCACUAGAUGAACAUAUAAACAAAGCCUUGUGCUGUGAACAGCAUGAAGGCCUCCAGCAGAAGCUUCCAUUCUGGUAGAAACACGUGGUGGUCACAUGACCUCACAUUCCUGUCCUGCAGAGGUUAAGUGUUCAGAAGUGUGAAAGCAUAUCGGACUAAUCAUGAGUGUAUUUUUUUUAUUUCAGUAUAGCUGUGAAAGCAAGUGUGUCAAGUGUAUGUUCUUUUGCUUGGACUGAACCUGUGUUUGCUUUAUGUUUAUGGUGUUCAGUAGGUAUAAGCCACUUUUAUUCUUUAGGUGUUUCGUUUUUUUUUUUUUCAACUUGUUCUUUUUCUCUGAACAACUUUAUUAUUUUACUACUAUUUUACGGUACUUCUGAUCUUAGUAGAUACAGCAAGUGCUUUGAACGUUCCAGUGGCGUAAUUGCAGUGUUUUUGAAAUUGCUCAACAGCAAUAAAAUGUC
Messenger RNA from Sinocyclocheilus anshuiensis, 1234 nucleotides. RefSeq lists its product as uncharacterized. The transcript is spliced from 2 exons. The record is from RefSeq and is a predicted model, not a curated record. Bases 141 to 677 code for a protein of 178 amino acids. NCBI's taxonomy places the organism in Eukaryota, Metazoa, Chordata, Actinopteri, Cypriniformes, Cyprinidae.